AUGGCUGGACGUCUCGAAGACCAUCCCGAGUACACCAUCAUCACCGAACCUGCGACUCAGCUGGCCAAGAUAGCGACAACGGAUGGUCAUAUCGGACAAAUCUUCUAUCUAUCCCCUGAAUCGUUGAAGAGAUUGAGGAAGGACGCUCAGCCUCAAACAGAUGGCGGGCUCUACGUAUCGACCAACGACGCCCUCUCGGCUUUGAUCUGGAGGAGCAUAAUGGCAGCACAAUUUAACGCGGCCCAGCUGGACGGCAGCGAGAAAUCUAUCUUCAACAAUGCCAUCGACGGCCGAAGACCAAGCCAACCAUCGAUCCACCCGGAAGCCAUGGACAGUUCUUUCAUCAAUGAUGUCAUUCAGAUUGUGAACAACUAG
Molecule: messenger RNA, 375 nt
Organism: Colletotrichum fioriniae
Lineage: Eukaryota; Fungi; Ascomycota; Sordariomycetes; Glomerellales; Glomerellaceae
Source: RefSeq, a predicted model, not a curated record